Boleophthalmus pectinirostris (great blue-spotted mudskipper) is the source of this 1878-nucleotide messenger RNA. It is a transcript of the gene riok2, whose product is annotated as RIO kinase 2 (yeast). Gene Ontology annotation, cellular component: cytosol; preribosome, small subunit precursor; nucleus. The transcript has 10 exons. Gene Ontology annotation, biological process: maturation of SSU-rRNA; protein phosphorylation. The record is from RefSeq and is a predicted model, not a curated record. Gene Ontology annotation, molecular function: protein serine/threonine kinase activity; ATP binding. The coding region runs from base 128 to 1666 and encodes 512 amino acids. Lineage: Eukaryota; Metazoa; Chordata; Actinopteri; Gobiiformes; Gobiidae.
GAACAAGGACAGCACUUCCGGCCUUCCGCCUUGCACGUGUGUUUACAUCAAAUUGGAUAUUGCUAUCUUUGUCAUUGGUUUUUAUGACAGUUUUACAAACUGUGGGUAUUUAUCCAAAGGUGGAAAGAUGGGAAAGCUGAACGUAAUCAUUUUAAGAUACUUAUCUCGUGAUGAUUUCCGUGUCCUCACAGCGGUGGAGAUGGGGAUGAAAAACCACGAAAUAGUCCCCGUCAGUCUGCUGUCCUCCAUCGCCAGUCUGAAACACGGAGGCUGUAACAAGAUUCUUCGGGAGCUCGUCAAACACAAGCUGGUGGUCUAUGAGCGCACCAAGACGGUCCAAGGAUACAGAUUGAAUUACGGAGGGUAUGAUUAUCUUGCCCUAAAAACUUUGUGUGCUAGAGAUGUUAUUGUCUCUGUUGGCAACCAGAUGGGAGUGGGUAAAGAAUCAGAUAUUUUCAUCGUGGCCAGUCCAAAUGGGGAGCAGUAUGCUUUGAAACUUCACAGAUUGGGUCGUACAUCUUUUAGAAAUUUAAAAAACAAAAGAGAUUACCACAAACACAGAAGGAAUAUGUCUUGGCUCUACUUAUCCAGGCUCUCUGCCAUGAAAGAAUUUGCAUAUAUGAAGGCGCUGUAUGAUAGAGGUUUUCCAGUUCCCAAGCCAAUCGACUACAACAGGCAUGCUGUGGUCAUGGAGCUGAUCAAUGGAUAUCCCCUGUGCCAAGUUCAUGAGUUGCAAGAUCCUCCAGCCCUUUAUAAUGAAUUCAUGGAACUUAUAGUGAAACUGGCAAAUCAUGGCUUAAUACACGGAGACUUCAAUGAGUUCAAUCUGAUGUUGGAUGACCAGGACCACAUAACUAUGAUUGACUUUCCCCAGAUGGUGUCCACAUCACAUGCUAAUGCUGAAUGGUAUUUCGACCGUGAUGUCAAGUGUAUCAGGGACUUUUUUGCCAAACGUUUUAAUUAUGAGAGUGAGCUCUUUCCUACCUUCAAAAAUAUUAGGCGGUCACAUUCUCUUGAUGUUGAGGUUUCAGCUAGUGGCUUUACAAAGGAAAUGGAAAAAGACAGUGAUUUGCUGCAUCCCACUGGACCGGAGAGCGAAGAUGAUGAUGAGGAAGAGGAGAUUGAAGAGGAAGAAAUUUGUGAAAAAGAACCAAAUGACACAAUAGAUUUAGAGGAAUUUAAGCAUGCAAUGUUGGAACUUGAAGGUCUCAAAGUUGAGGCCUCAAAUGAUGAGAGCUCAAAUUUAAAAGAAGACGACGUAAAAACAUUAGAACAACCUGACACUGAGAUUGAACCAAAAGGAAAAAAUGAGGAUGAGGCUGAAGAAGAGAUGAAUGAAGCAGAUGAUGUAUGUCCAGAGUUAACAGAUCUUUCUACCUCCAACAGAGACUUCAAACCUUUCAGAGACCCAGAAAGUAUUCUACACAUUGCAGAACACAGGAGGCAAAGAGCAGACAGUGAAAAUACAGUGGGCAGUAUAGGAAGCUGCUCUACCAUACCACCUGAUGUGGUGCGACAGAAAGUGCGGAGACAACUCACCAAGCAGCAAAAAGCAGCACAGAGAAGAAGGCUGCAGAAAGGAGAGGCCAACCUGGUGACAAAAUCAAGGAGGGACACACAAAAUACAAUUAAAUCCAGUAUGGAGGGUGCUGAAUUCUGGGGAUAAUUCUGAAAAUGGAUGCUCUGUUUUCUCUGUUUUUGUUUUAUCAAGGUUUCAGAGGUUUUCUUCAAGAUGGACUCACUCGCCAUAUCAACCGAACUGUCAUUCUGUCACAAUACAUUAUGAUAUAUAAUUUACUAGUAUUUAUCACUUUAGACACAAAUAUGAAUUCUUGAUGUUCUAUUAAAUAAAGUAAAAUUAAAAUAGAGUUAACAUUC